AUGUCAGCAAACGUAGAAAACAAUACGUCAGAAGACAAAACGGAAUUUACGACAAAAUACGCAAUUCCACAAAUUGAAAGUUUUCAUGAAGGCAAAUUUGUAGCAAAAAGAAUUUUGGAAUUCGAAAAACUGGCUGAUAAAACUCAGGAAAAGAAAUCACAAAGUUCUCUUGAGAUGACUGAAUCUACAAAAUCCUUAUCUGAUAUUACGCAUAAUACGCAGCAGAAAAAGAAAAUCCCACAGAAAUCAAACUUUAUUGCUGUUUCGAGUGACAAAGUUGAAGAUUCACUUAGUGAAGAUCUGUUGAACGCAGUAGGAGGUCACAUCACUAAUUCUGAUCAGCCAACGGAUGAAAGUGAAUCUGAGUUGAAAAUCACACAAAAAAAUGUCAAAUUGAUUGAAAGUUCAUCCAGAGAUGAAUUAUCCUGA
Molecule: messenger RNA, 429 nt
Organism: Thelazia callipaeda (thelaziosis nematode)
Lineage: Eukaryota; Metazoa; Nematoda; Chromadorea; Rhabditida; Thelaziidae
Source: the annotation of a GenBank genome assembly